Messenger RNA from Galeopterus variegatus (Sunda flying lemur), 2595 nucleotides. It is a transcript of the gene GABBR2, whose product is annotated as gamma-aminobutyric acid (GABA) B receptor, 2. Gene Ontology annotation, molecular function: G protein-coupled GABA receptor activity. Bases 1 to 2415 code for a protein of 804 amino acids. Gene Ontology annotation, biological process: gamma-aminobutyric acid signaling pathway; G protein-coupled receptor signaling pathway. The transcript is spliced from 18 exons. The record is from RefSeq and is a predicted model, not a curated record. NCBI's taxonomy places the organism in Eukaryota, Metazoa, Chordata, Mammalia, Dermoptera, Cynocephalidae. Gene Ontology annotation, cellular component: membrane; G protein-coupled receptor heterodimeric complex.
AUGAAAAGGGGAGAUCCCAGGUGCGAUAAUGCGAAAGGGUUGAAAGCCUUCUACGAUGCAAUAAAAUACGGGCCAAACCACUUGAUGGUAUUUGGAGGCGUUUGUCCAUCCGUCACAUCCAUCAUUGCAGAAUCCCUUCAAGGCUGGAAUCUGGUGCAGCUUUCCUUUGCUGCAACCACGCCUGUCCUAGCAGAUAAGAAAAAGUACCCUUACUUCUUUCGGACGGUGCCAUCAGACAACGCGGUGAAUCCCGCCAUCCUGAAGCUGCUCAAGCACUACCGGUGGAAGCGCGUGGGCACCCUGACGCAGGACGUGCAGAGGUUCUCCGAGGUGAGGAACGACCUGACCGGGGUUCUGUAUGGUGAGGACAUCGAGAUUUCGGACACCGAGAGCUUCUCCAAUGAUCCCUGCACCAGUGUCAAAAAGCUUAAGGGGAAUGACGUGCGCAUCAUCCUUGGCCAGUUUGACCAGCAUAUGGCAGCAAAAGUGUUCUGUUGUGCAUACGAGGAGAACGUGUAUGGCAGCAAAUACCAGUGGAUCAUCCCGGGCUGGUACGAGCCUUCCUGGUGGGAGCAGGUGCACACAGAGGCCAACUCAUCCCGCUGCCUCCGGAAGAAUCUGCUUGCCGCCAUGGAGGGCUACAUCGGUGUGGACUUUGAGCCCCUGAGCUCCAAGCAGAUCAAGACCAUCUCAGGAAAGACUCCCCAGCAGUAUGAGAGAGAGUACAACAACAAGCGGUCAGGAGUGGGGCCCAGCAAGUUCCACGGGUACGCCUACGACGGCAUCUGGGUCAUCGCCAAGACGCUGCAGAGGGCCAUGGAGACGCUGCAUGCCAGCAGCCGGCACCAGCGGAUCCAAGACUUCAACUACACGGACCACACGCUGGGCAGGAUCAUCCUCAAUGCCAUGAAUGAAACCAACUUCUUUGGGGUCACGGGUCAAGUUGUGUUCCGGAAUGGAGAGAGGAUGGGGACCAUUAAAUUCACUCAAUUUCAAGACAGCAGGGAGGUGAAGGUGGGAGAGUACAAUGCUGUGGCCGACACACUGGAGAUCAUCAAUGACACCAUCAGAUUCCAAGGAUCCGAACCACCAAAAGACAAGACCAUCAUCCUGGAGCAGCUACGCAAGAUCUCCCUACCUCUCUACAGCAUCCUCUCUGCCCUUACCAUCCUUGGAAUGAUCAUGGCCAGCGCUUUCCUCUUCUUCAACAUCAAGAAUCGGAAUCAGAAGCUGAUAAAGAUGUCGAGUCCAUAUAUGAACAACCUUAUCAUUCUUGGAGGAAUGCUCUCCUACGCAUCUAUAUUUCUCUUCGGCCUUGAUGGAUCCUUCGUCUCCGAGAAGACCUUUGAAACACUUUGCACCGUCAGGACCUGGAUUCUCACCGUGGGCUACACAACUGCCUUUGGAGCAAUGUUUGCGAAGACCUGGAGGGUCCAUGCUAUCUUCAAAAACGUGAAAAUGAAGAAGAAGAUCAUCAAGGACCAGAAACUACUUGUGAUCGUUGGGGGCAUGCUGCUGAUUGACCUGUGCAUCCUGAUUUGCUGGCAGGCUGUGGACCCGCUGCGAAGGACAGUGGAGAGGUACAGCAUGGAGUUGUUCGGUUGUUUCUUAGCUUGGGAGACCCGCAACGUCAGCAUCCCUGCACUCAACGACAGCAAGUACAUCGGGAUGAGCGUCUACAACGUGGGCAUCAUGUGUAUCAUUGGGGCCGCCGUCUCCUUCCUCACCCGGGACCAGCCCAACGUGCAGUUCUGCAUCGUGGCCCUGGUCAUCAUCUUCUGCAGCACCAUCACCCUCUGCCUGGUGUUUGUGCCGAAGCUCAUCACUCUGAGGACAAACCCAGACGCAGCCACUCAGAACAGGCGCUUCCAGUUCACUCAGAAUCAGAAGAAAGAAGACUCUAAAACGUCCACCUCAGUCACCAGUGUGAACCAAGCGAGCACAUCCCGCCUGGAGGGCCUGCAAUCAGAAAACCAUCGCCUGCGAAUGAAGAUCACAGAGCUGGAUAAAGACUUGGAAGAAGUCACCAUGCAGCUGCAAGACACACCAGAAAAGACCACCUACAUUAAACAGAACCACUACCAAGAGCUCAAUGACAUCCUCAACCUGGGGAACUUCACUGAGAGCACAGAUGGGGGAAAGGCCAUUUUAAAAAAUCACCUCGAUCAAAAUCCCCAGCUACAGUGGAACACGACAGAGCCUUCUCAAACAUGCAAAGAUCCUAUAGAAGAUAUAAACUCCCCAGAACACAUCCAGCGCCGGCUGUCCCUCCAGCUCCCCAUCCUCCACCACGCCUACCUCCCGUCCAUUGGAGGCGUGGAUGCCAGCUGUGUCAGCCCCUGCGUCAGCCCCACCGCCAGCCCCCGCCACAGACAUGUGCCACCCUCCUUCCGAGUCAUGGUCUCGGGCCUGUAAGGGUGGGAGGUCUGGGGCCGGGGCCUCCCUGUGACAGAACCACACCGGGCAGAGGCAUCUGCUAUAGGAACACUGUCGGCUCUGGCUGCCUAGAAGCUGGGCACCACAGCUGGCCUCACGGGACUGCUCGGAUGGCACUCAGGUGGACAGGCCGCGGGUGGGGGAUGUGGAACCUGACCU